UUUAAUGCAGUAGCAGGAACGCUCCACCAACCGUCUCCAGACCAAUUAGCUAAGAUAAACAGUCCAACUAUCAGCAGGUUGAAUUGAUGGAGAUACUCCUCUGUGGGAUAUGAUUUGUAUCAACACCAACUGAAAAGUUCUCCAAGGUUGAGUUUCAGUUUAUCCUCCCAUUCCCUUGGUGCCUUGGGAUGGUCCUGUUGUGGAAAUGUGCCUAAGAUGGACUGCUGCUAAUCCUUCUACCUCUGUUUAUACUGGAACAAUCAGCUCAAAGAUGUCAGCUGACAGGGAGCUUAACACAGACACAGCUGAUGACACCAAACUGGUCAGACCAAAGGUAGAGUUUCAUUCACUGCUGCAACAUGCAGGAGCCACUAAAGAUGUUUUCACCAUGAAAGAGGUGAUGUUCUACCUCGGGCAGUACAUCAUGCAGAAGCAGCUGUACGACCAGAAGCAGCAGCACAUUGUCCACUGUGCCCAGGAUGCACUUGGGCAGCUGCUGGGAGUCGACAGCUUUUCUGUGAAGGAGCCACGGGUUUUGUUUGCUAUGAUCACCAAGAACCUGGUGGCUGUGAGGAGCCAAGAUUCUUCACCAAGUUUAAGUGAAGCACACAGCAACAGUCAAACAGAGAGAUGCACAGAGGAGGCAAGUUCAGAAGUUAACCCUUGCUCAGAAAGUCACUCAUCACCAGACAGGAGAAGGAGGCGAAGGAGAAGGCGACGGAGGAGCCGAAGGAACAGUGAACCAGGACCCUCCCGAAGUGUAGAUGAUAAUGAAGAUGAAGAAGAGUCAGAGGAGGAGGAGCUAGAGGAAAAUGGCAGGAAAAGGAGACGGUCUGAUAGCUACUCCCUGACAUUUGACGACAGCCUUUCCUGGUGUGUGAUCGGUGGACUAGGAAGUGGGAGGGACAGACCCAGCAGCCAGUCAUCUGACUCGCACAGCACAUCUGGGAGGUCAGAGGUCACAGUUGCAGCCUCAGAUUCAGAAAGUGACAACUUCAGUGUGGAAUUUGAGGUGGAGUCCAUUGUUUCUGAUGAUUACAAUGAAGAUGAUGCCUCUCUGUCUGCAGACGAUCAGGUAUAUGAGGUCACCAUCUUUGAGGCAGAAGACGAAGACUCCUUUGAUGAAGACACAGAGAUCACUGAAGCUAACUCAGAAGGUGCUGGUCUAGCAUUGCUUCCAUCUGGUUGCUUUGAAGAACACUUCGCGACUUCAGUUCCCUAUCGGAAAUGGCUGUCUGAUGGCAAGGAUUAUUGGCGUUGUGGGAAGUGUGAUGAGUUGAACCCACCUCUCCCCAGAAACUGUCAGCGCUGCUGGACUCUGCGCCUGGAUUGGCUGCCUGAGGUGUCUGCCAACAAGGCGACCAGCUCCAGUCCAAAAGUCCUGCCCACAAAACCAGCUGACCAAUCAGCAGCUGUAGACGCUCCAGGCUCUGAUGUAGAGGAGAAUGAAGGAGUCGAUGUUCCAGAUGGGAAAAGAGCAAAAACGCCUCCUGUCCUGUCACAGUGCAUGGCAGACUCCACCUCCUCACUUCCCAGCUCCCAGGAGUUCCUCUCUUGCUCCUCACAGGAGAAGUGGACUUCUGACUCCCAGCCGUCUUCUUCCUACUCCUCUGUCGACUCCCAGGAGCUUCUUCCAUCUUCCCCUACUGACCCUCCUCCACCUUCUGCUGUGGUUCCGGAGUUGGAGCGUAAUGUAUCAGCGGAGUGGCGGUUGCCCGAAUCGUGUUUGGACCCUUGUCUUAUUUGUCAGUCACGGCCAAAGAACGGAUGCAUCGUCCAUGGACGAACCGGACACCUAAUGGCCUGCUAUGUCUGCGCCAGGAAGCUGAAGAAGAGAAACAAGCUGUGUCCCGUGUGUCGGCUGCCCAUCCACUCUGUGAUCCUGACCUACCAUAGCUGAGACUCGCCUUCAAACCCUCCUCAUAGAGCACAUACAUGAGUAACCAAUGUUCACCCUGCACUGAGUCUGUCCACAUCACACAGGUUAAUGCUAAAGACUAAAGUUUAACAGGCAGAUUUAAUUAAACUUCAGUUUUCACGUCAGUCCUUUUUCAGACAACUCACAGCCUCAUGUGCCCACACUUUUUAUCAUAAAUGUUUUGGUGAACUUGUUUAAAUAUCAGAGUAAAAUACUUUAUUUUUCUUACUGUCAAUAAAUCACAUAAAAUACCUAUGAUAUGUCCAUGUGGCUCUACAUGACCUUUUGGUUUCACCUCUGCUUUAAGACCAGAGGUCACUGAUUCACUAAAGAAAUACAUCUUUAAAAUGGAUCAUCAAACAGGCCCAGGCAAUGUGUAAUAAAGCAGCAGUUUGAGGAGGUACUUCAAAUAAUUUUUUCAUUCAUUUAAUCCUUGGGAAAGCAUUGCCUUCACUGAAGAAAAACUGUCAACUUACCUUCUAAUUUUAUGUUUUUGUCUAGUGUAUCUUCAAUUUGUAUGAAUAUUUUUAUGGGGUUUUUUUCUGUGACAUCCAAAUCUACAUUGAAACAAGAUUAAUUGUAUUCAGAAGUUACUAUAUCUAAUUUUUAUUCAUUCAAAUAUUUUCUUCAGCUAAUGAUAUCAGGAUCUCAUGAUUAUGAGAUGACAUGCCUAUUUUUUUUUUCAGACAUGUUUUGUCUGGUCAUUACCUCAACAUUUCAGUAAAUUACAGAAAAGAUCAAAUUGGUAAUGGAUCAGAUUUAUAUAGUGCUUUUUUACUUCACAUAAUCAAAGCACUUUGAUUCAUUCACUGUCACAUACUGGUGGUGCUAAACUACAUGUGUACCCACAGCUGCCAAUCUGCCCCAACGGCCCCUCCCACCACCAAGCAGUCAUACACAGGCAAGGUGGGGGAAGUGUCUUUCCACACAAUGGCACAUGACUAAGAGCAGGAUUCGAUCUGCCAACCCUCUGGUUAUUGGAUGACCUGCUCUACCUCCAGAGCCACAGCCACCGCAAAUUGUCACUUUUUUUUUUUUUAGGCAUACUUAAAAAUGUAUGUUUCCACAGUUUAUUAUACUGCUCAGCCUUGAUGAAUAGACUUACACACAUGAUAUUUUAUGAAUUUGAUGCUUGAGGCUUUUCCUGGGAUUGGUGGACGGGAAUAGAAUUAUAAAGCAUAAACAGAUUAAUAUUCUUCACAAUGUUAAAUGGAGACAGGUGGAUGGAUGUUAUUUUAGAUCAGAAAGCAGUGUUUAGGUCUGGUCUCACUUUGACAUCAUCUUUUCUGGCUCUACCCUGCCUCAGCUUCCUCUUGCUUUUUCUCCAUCAGUGAUUUCCCAGCGUCGGUGUGUGCUCAGGCUAUCUUAGCUCUAAACUAGCAGCUUUCUGAUGUGUACAGUGAUCUCAUCAGUUAAGAAUGUAAAUGAGGAUUUCUCAAAAAUGUUGAACUCAUUGUGUCAACGAUAGGUAAUUCUUUAUGUUAUGGGUUUUUAAUCACCACUGUAUUGCAAGUUUUCUGGGAAGAAAUGUGUAACUAGGUGAUAACUACAUUUUCAUAGUAAUAAUAUCUAAUAUAACUUGUGUCCUUUAUAGAAAAGUUUAUUUUAAUUGAGAAUUAAUUUGUCUGACAUGUGUUUGUACAUUCACCUGUAGAUAAUUGUUUGCACAUGCGACUUAAAAACUGUUGCUAUAUUGUUUGUAAAUAGAGACUCAGUUCUUUCCAGGAAAUAUCUAAUGUAAUUACUAAAAAAAAUGAGUAGGUUAUUAGUGGCCCAUAAAAUAAAGAUUUACCCAAAUAUCCUUGUUAUUUAUUGUUAGUUUAUUUAAGAUGCUGAAGUUUAUUUAAUUAAAUAUUCACUUUUCUAUGAGUGCUUUAUAGCAGAUGAGUCUGUCUAAUAUUUUCUGUAAACUUAAUAAAGUUGAAUUUCUGAUGGCUUUA
Messenger RNA from Sphaeramia orbicularis (orbiculate cardinalfish), 3858 nucleotides. RefSeq names its product MDM2 proto-oncogene (gene mdm2). Gene Ontology annotation, molecular function: identical protein binding; ubiquitin protein ligase activity; p53 binding. NCBI's taxonomy places the organism in Eukaryota, Metazoa, Chordata, Actinopteri, Kurtiformes, Apogonidae. The record is from RefSeq and is a predicted model, not a curated record. Gene Ontology annotation, cellular component: nucleus. Gene Ontology annotation, biological process: regulation of cell cycle; regulation of gene expression; cell cycle. The transcript has 16 exons. Bases 206 to 1900 code for a protein of 564 amino acids.